Molecule: messenger RNA, 902 nt
Organism: Lactuca virosa
Lineage: Eukaryota; Viridiplantae; Streptophyta; Magnoliopsida; Asterales; Asteraceae
Source: the annotation of a GenBank genome assembly
AUGAAGAAGAAUAUGUGCUGCUUGACUUGGAUUCAAUUUCUGGGCAACUUCACAUUCCACCUAAUGCUCCCUAUGUUCUCUCAAUGUGGUCCACCACUCCACCCCAAUAUAUCGGAUGCAUACGCCAUACCCACUGCAUCUUCUCUCUCGCUCAUCCUUCUUUACUCUCUCUGGCUAGACCUAACCUCCACCGCCGCCCUUGCCUCCGUCGACGUCAACAACACCUCUCAGUCCCUAAACUGCCAAUUCCGCACCCUCAUCUCCCGCUGCCUCUCCCUUGAACCUUACAUCCCCUAUUCUAUUAUAGAGAUCGACUGCUCCAACUCCCAACUAGAGAGAACUCUAUUUGGCGGUGAUUCUACCAUCACCACGAACUCGAACGUAAUCAGAUUUUUUAAGUGUAUGGCAACCUCUCGUGAAGAAGAAUAUGUGCUGCUUGACUUGGAUUCAGUUUCUGGGCAACUUCACAUUCCACCUAAUGCUCCCUAUGCUCUCUCUGGCCUGGAUACAUUGAACCCAAUCCUAAUUAUUGAUGACAAAAUAAAGCUGAUUGGCGAAUACGAGGAAACUAUUGGAACAUGUCUUGUUUUCAGCGAACACGAUGCUUCGCCUGUGGUUCAUGAAGAAACGGGAUCAUCCGAAGUAAACCUUUUUUCAGGAAAAUGUAUAAUUAAUCCAAAUGAGGUUACAAGAAAGCAAGUCAAACCUGUUUGUCAACUUCAAAAGGUUCUUAGGUUCAAGUUGUUACAAGAUGAUCAAACCAACAAUGUUGUUGAAGAUCCAACAAUUGAACAUAGUACCAUGAAGAACGACUAGUUUUUAAUUGUUGAGACGUGAAAUGAAUGAAAUUUUGUUUGUAUGUUUAUAGUUGUUAAAGUCGUUAAAAUGACCUUUUUGCCCCU